Molecule: messenger RNA, 783 nt
Organism: Malassezia japonica
Lineage: Eukaryota; Fungi; Basidiomycota; Malasseziomycetes; Malasseziales; Malasseziaceae
Product: sorbose reductase
Exons: 3
Coding region: 1-783 (260 amino acids)
Cellular component (GO): intracellular anatomical structure
Molecular function (GO): oxidoreductase activity, acting on NAD(P)H, oxygen as acceptor
Source: RefSeq, a predicted model, not a curated record
AUGGUCUUUGAAAUCAAGCUUACUGGUACUGUUGUCUGCAGCGGUGGUAACCGCGGCAUUGGUCUUGGCAUCUCCAAGGCUGCCGCCCAGGCUGGCGCCAACGUCGCCAUCCUGUACCACUCGCACCCCGACGCCGAGAAAAACGCCGCCGAGGUGGCGAAGGAGUUCGGCGUGAAGGUCAAGGCCUACAAGUGCGACGUCAGCGAUGCUGACCUCGUCAAGAAGACCAUCAAGCAGGCCGAGCAGGACCUUGGUCCCAUCACCGGUCUCGCCGCCAACGCUGGUGUCUCGGUCGUGAAGCCCGCCGUGGAGCUCACCGCGGAGGACUUCAACAAGGUGUUCAACGUGAACGUCCUCGGUGUGUUCAACACUGCCAAGGCCGUUGCGCAGCACUGGAUCGAGACCGGCUUCAAGAAGGGCUCGAUCGUGGUCACCUCGUCCAUGAGCUCGGACAUCUACAACCAGAAGGGUCUCAACGACCCUCUUACCCAGGUGUUCUACAACUCGUCGAAGGGUGCCGUGACCAACAUGGUCAAGGGUCUCGCCGGUGAGUGGGCCCAGCACAGCAUCCGCGUCAACGCCCUCGAGCCCGGUUUCUGCAACACGGAGCAGACGAGCGUCAUGGAUGCCAAGAUCCGCGACUUCCAGGCCGCGAGCGUGCCCAUGGGCCGCUUCUCGGAGCCCGCGGAGCAGGCCGGCCCCGCCGUCUUCCUCCUCAGCGAGCACGCCAGCUACAUGACCGGCGGUCACAUCCGCCCCGACGGUGGCUUCACCAUCUGGUAA